Molecule: messenger RNA, 792 nt
Organism: Saccostrea cuccullata (small rock oyster)
Lineage: Eukaryota; Metazoa; Mollusca; Bivalvia; Ostreida; Ostreidae
Exons: 5
Coding region: 1-657 (218 amino acids)
Source: RefSeq, a predicted model, not a curated record
AUGCAAUGUAACGUUAAACCCAAACAAAGACGCGUGUCUCUGAAAUACUUCCACCGGGAGGAUAGUAAUGUUAAGAAGGAGGAGAAAGAGAGCAGUGAAGACGGGGAUAAAGACAAAGGGAAUGUUAACUCUGGUGGACAAUUCUUCCCCAGCCACAUACGACAGCAUACUACUCACUUUGGCCGAGACAGAUUGAAGAUGUCCAUGUUAACACUAAAGAGACAGAACAAGUCGGUUGGGAUCGGUGCCCGCUCCCUGACGUUAGACAGUCUUAAGUUACCGUCACUCUGCACGGCCUCCAGCGUCAUCACUACCUCAACGAACGCAUCCGGUCCAGCGGCGCCCAGGUCUGAUGUGGUCGCCAACACUAAAAAGACUGUCGGAAUCCAGGUGACGAUUCAUUUUACGAGAUGGAAAUACGGUGAAACCCAGGUGAAAGAUAAAGAAAAGGAUCUAAGUAGCUCUUUAUCGAGAUCAUUACCGAAUAUAGCUACAGCUGUCCAGAAUGACACCAAGAAUUCCUCCAAACACAGAUUUGAGAGAAUCUCUUACAGCAAGAAGCUACAGACACGGAGCGUGGAGAAGAAAGAGAAGGAAGAGGAACCGACCGUACAGCCUCAACAGGAGAUGCAGGAGCUGGAGAAAUCUGAUUCCUGACAACUGUGUGUUCCCAGAAUCACUAGAACUUAGUAAAUCACUGGGAGUGAGCCUCUAACACUAGCCAAAUUUGAAGACAAGAUGUCUAUAUAGUGGCUUGUCACAAACAUUUCCUUGGUGCUAUAAACAAAGACU